GGGAGGGAGGUGAAAGGAUAAAAGGAGGGAACUGCAGAGCAACAGUCUACAUUGUCAGCAGAGCAGGAUCAGGCCGCAGGAUGGGUAGGACUCCGCUGUGGCUGCUGGCCUCUCUGGCCUUUGCCUCUAUGACUUCUCUGGCUGAUGGAUCGCCAUUGAAGGUGAUGUCUGCUCCCAACUUGUUGCGCGUAGGAACGGCAGAAAACAUCUUUGUGGAGUGUCAGGACUGCACCCCAGGAGACACAAGGGUUGUUGUCUCCGUGUUGAACCAUCCUACCAAAACCAAAAGGCUGGCAUCUACAACUGUGACCCUCAACAGUCAAAACAACUUCCAGGAACUAGCACAACUAACGAUUCCUGUGGGAGAUUUCAGCAAGGAUCCCAGCCUGAAGCAGUAUGUCUACCUGCAAGCUGAGUUCCCGGACAGAAAGCUGGAGAAAGUCGUCUUAGUGUCCUUCCAGUCCGGUUACAUCUUCAUCCAGACUGACAAGACCCUUUACACCCCCAACAGUAAAGUUCAUUACAGGAUGUUUGCAGUGACUCCUCGCAUGGAGCCGGUGGAGAGGGAUGACCAAAACCAAGUUGAUGCUUCCAUUGCCAUUGAGAUUGUGACUCCUGAAGGCAUCAUUUUACCACUUGAUCCAGUCUCUUUGAAAUCAGGGAUCCACUCUGGAGAUUUCCAACUUGCCGAAAUUGUCAGUCCUGGAGUUUGGAAAGUGGUGGCCAAGUUCCACAGCAACCCACAGCAGAGCUACUCUGCAGAGUUUGAGGUCAAAGAAUAUGUGCUCCCCAGUUUUGAGGUGAAACUGACGCCUCAGGACUCCUUUUUCUACGUGGACAGUCCAGCGCUCACUGUCAACAUCAAAGCUACGUAUCUGUUUGGUGAAGAGGUGGAUGGGACAGCAUACGUGGUAUUUGGGGUUAUGCAUGAGGGUCAAAAGAAGAGCUUUCCCGGCUCUCUUCAGAGAGUGGGGGUUGAGAAUGGUAAUGGACAGGUCAUUCUGAAGAGAGAGCACAUCCUUCAGACCUUCCCAAACAUCAACGAACUGGUGGGGAAUUCCAUAUUUGUAGCUGUCAGUGUGCUGACGGAGAGCGGUGGUGAAAUGGUGGAGGCAGAGCGGAGAGGUAUCCAGAUUGUGACGUCACCUUACACCAUCCACUUCAAGAGGACGCCCAAAUAUUUCAAACCCGGAAUGUCCUUUGAUGUUGCGAUUGAAGUGAUGAAUCCAGAUGAAAGUCCAGCACAAGGUGUUCCAGUGGUGGUGGAACCAGGCCCUGUGGAGGGCUUCACUGCAGCCAAUGGCAUGGCAAAGCUAACCAUCAACACAGUGGCAAGAGAUCCAAGACUGACAGUCACUGCAAAGACCAAUGAUCCUCGUAUUUCACGUGACAGACAAGCAACCGCGACAAUGGUCGCUGCCCCAUACACCACUAAAAGCAACAACUACAUCCACAUAGGCGUGGACACAGCAGAGCUGGAAUUAGGAGACAAUCUGAAAAUCAACCUCAACCUCAACAGGCAGUCAAAUGAAGACACUGACAUCACAUACUUGAUCCUGAGCAGAGGUCAACUGGUGAAAAGUGGCCGCUAUAGGACGAGAGGUCAAGUACUGAUUUCCCUAAUAGUUCCCAUCACCAAAGAAAUGCUGCCAUCAUUCCGCAUCAUAGCCUACUACCAUCCAAAUGACAAUGAAGUAGUAGCAGACUCUGUCUGGGUGGACGUCAAGGACUCCUGCAUGGGUUCGCUAAGAUUGGAAUCAUCGAGACCCGCUCCCUCCUACGAGCCUCGCAGGAUGUUUGGUCUCAAAGUCACUGGAGAUCCAGGGGCCACAGUGGGACUGGUGGCAGUUGACAAAGGCGUCUAUGUCCUGAAUAACAAGCACCGCCUCACCCAGAAAAAGGUGUGGGACAUUGUAGAGAAAUACGACACAGGUUGCACACCAGGUGGAGGGAGAGACAGUAUGGGUGUGUUCUACGAUGCUGGGCUGUUGUUUGAGUCCAGCACUGCUUCUGGGACUCCCUACAGACAAGAAUUGAAAUGUCCGGCCUCUGCCAGGAGGAAACGAGCCAGUACAAUAAUGGACGUCACAACCACCUUACUGAGUCAGUACAAAAAUGAACUUCAGCGUGAGUGUUGUUUGGAUGGUAUGAGGGAGACCCCCCUUUCUUACACCUGUGAGAGGCGCAGCGAGUACAUCUCGGACGGUGCAGCCUGCGCCGAGGCCUUCCUGCACUGCUGCAAGGAGAUGGAGAACCAGCGAGAUGAGAAAAAGGAGGAAAAUCUCCAACUGGCUCGCAGUGAGGAAGAUGACGACAGUUACAUGGACAGCAAUGAAAUCGUUUCUCGCACCAAGUUCCCUGAAAGUUGGCUGUGGUCAGACAUCAACCUGCCUCCUUGCGCUCGAAAUACACCCAACUGUGAAUCCACAUUUUUGGUGAAAAAUGUUCCUUUGCAAGACUCAAUCACCACCUGGCAGUUCACUGGCAUUAGUCUGUCAAGAACCCAUGGAAUCUGUGUUGGCGAACCACUAGAAGUAAUUGUCCGGAAGGAGUUCUUCAUUGAUCUCAGACUGCCGUACUCUGCUGUCCGUGGAGAGCAGCUGGAAAUAAAGGCAAUCCUCCACAACUACAGCCCUGAGCUUGUCACUGUGCGUGUGGAUCUGAUGGAGGAGGAGCACGUGUGCAGCGCAGCUUCCAAGCAUCUAAGGUAUCGACAGGAGGUCAAAGUUGGGGCCGAGACUACCCGAUCUGUACCCUUCGUCAUCAUUCCCAUGAAGGAAGGACAGUUCCGCAUUGAGGUCAAAGCAGCUGUUAAAGACUCGUCGCUCAAUGAUGGAAUCAUUAAGAUGCUGCGGGUGGUGCCUGAAGGCGUACUGGUUAAAUCUCCGCAGAUUAUAGUUCUUGACCCCAGUAAGACAGGUGGUAAACAAGACGAAAUUAUCAACAGUGGAAUUCCAAAGAGCAGUUUGGUUCCAAACACACCUACGAGCACACAGAUCUCUGUGACAGGGAGGGAACAGAUAGCUCCACUGGUAGAGAACGCCAUUAGUGGGAACUCAAUGGGUAGUCUGAUCUACCAGCCCUCAGGCUGUGGAGAGCAGAACAUGAUCCACAUGACCCUGCCUGUCAUUGCAACCACAUAUUUGGACAAAACCAACCAGUGGGAAACUGUAGGCUUUCAGAAACGGAACGAAGCCCUCCAGCACAUCAAGACUGGCUACCAGAAUGAGCUUGCCUACCGUAAAAAGGAUGGGUCUUUUGCUGUGUGGGCCAAUCGCGACAGCAGCACCUGGCUGACAGCUUAUGUUGUCAAGGUGUUUGCUAUGGCCAACAAUCUGGUGGCGGUGCAAAACGAUGUGAUCUGUGACGCUGUCAAGUUCCUGAUUCUUAACGCACAGCAACCUGACGGCUUGUUCAGAGAAGUUGGAAGGGUGUCCCACGGAGAGAUGAUCGGGGAUGUUCGUGGCGCAGAUUCAGAUGCCUCCAUGACGGCCUUCUGCCUCAUCGCCAUGCAGGAGUCACGCACACUAUGUUCAGCCACAGUUAAUAGUCUGCCAGGAAGUAUAACCAAAGCAGUGGCCUACCUGGAGAAGCGUUUGCCUGGCCUCACCAAUCCAUAUGCUGUUGCCAUGACAUCAUACGCCCUGGCCAAUGAGGAUAAACUGAACCGAGAGAUCCUCAACAGGUUUAGAUCCCCAGAGUUGAGCCACUGGCCUACACCUAAGGGACGUGUUUACACGCUGGAGGCCACAGCUUAUGCUCUUCUUGCUCUGGUCAGGGCCAAGGCCUUUGAAGAUGCCAGACCUGUGGUGAGGUGGUUCAACCAACAGCAGAAGGUUGGCGGAGGCUAUGGAUCAACUCAGGCUACCAUCAUAGUGUAUCAGGCCGUAGCAGAGUACUGGGCCAGUGCUAAAGAACCAGAGUAUGAUCUGAAUGUAGACAUCUUGUUGCCGGGCAGGUCAAAGCCUGACAAGUACAACUUCAACAGGGAUAACCACUAUGCCACAAGAACAUCUAAGAUCAACGAUAUAAACCAGGAUGUGAGAGUGACUGCCACAGGAACAGGAGAGGCAACACUGACAAUGGUGUCGCUAUAUUACGCUAUGCCUACAGAGAAGGAGAGUGACUGUCAGAAGUUUAACAUGUCAGUGGAGCUCAUCCCAGAGAAACUGGAUGAGAAUGAGAAGAUAUACAAGCUGAGAAUAGAAGUUUUGUAUAAGGACAGAGAGCGCGAUGCAACUAUGUCAGUCUUGGAUAUUGGCUUGCUAACAGGCUUCACUGUGAACACAAAUGACCUGGACUUAUUGUCCAAAGGACGUGCCCGCACCAUUGCAAAAUAUGAGAUGAACACAGUCCUGUCAGAAAGAGGCUCCCUGAUCCUUUACCUGGACAAGGUUUCUCACACACGACCAGAGGAGAUCACCUUUAGGGUCCACCAGAAGCUGAAAGUGGGCGUCUUACAACCAGCAGCUGUGUCUGUCUAUGAAUAUUAUGACCAAACACACUGUGUGAAAUUCUACCAUCCAGAGAGGAGAGCUGGACAGCUACUGAGGCUGUGUAGAAACGACGAAUGCACAUGUGCUGAAGAGAACUGCAGUUUGCAGAAGAAGGGCAAAAUCAGCAAUGAUCAGCGCACAGCUAAAUCUUGCGAGAGUACUCCCACCAGCAAAAUAGAUUUUGUUUACAAAGUGAGACUGGAAGGAUUCGUAGACGGUUUGUCCACUGACAUUUACACAAUGCGGGUACUGGAUGUGAUCAAAGAAGGAAGUUCUGAUGUGGGUCCUCAGGGCAAACUGCGCACAUUCCUCAGUUAUCCUCACUGCAGGGAGUCUUUAGAUCUGGUGCAAGGCAAAACCUACCUUAUCAUGGGCACGUCCAAAGAUAUUCACAGAGACGACCAAAAUCAAUCGUUUCAGUACGUGCUCGGUGAGAGGACCUGGAUCGAGUACUGGCCCACAGACGGCGAGUGUCAAAUUGAGGAGCACAGACCUUCCUGUUUGGGCUUGGAGGAGAUGGUCCAGCAGUAUGCACUCUUUGGAUGUCAGCAGUAGUGAAACUCAAGGAAAUAAAAUGUCCUUUUCAAAUGGUUUUUAUUUUGCGUUAUCCUUGUUAUGUAAAACUUUCACUGCUCUGAGAUAUAAGAGAUUCACUGUUGUUACAAUGUUAAACUGUGUUGAUUAAAAUGUAAUGGUCUUAA
Molecule: messenger RNA, 5197 nt
Organism: Toxotes jaculatrix (banded archerfish)
Lineage: Eukaryota; Metazoa; Chordata; Actinopteri; Toxotidae
Product: complement C3-like
Exons: 43
Coding region: 81-5051 (1656 amino acids)
Cellular component (GO): extracellular region
Molecular function (GO): protein binding; endopeptidase inhibitor activity
Source: RefSeq, a predicted model, not a curated record